UACUAAAUGUUUCUGAAUAGAAUUCAAUAAAAAUGGAAAAUACAAAAGUAGAGAAAAGGAUAAGAGAAGCUAUACUCCUGUAAGGCUGGAAUGAAAAGAAUACACCAAGUGACUGAAAGUGGAAGAGGUGUGGCCCUACGCAAAAGAGACUAUCUGCUUUCUCCCUUCCAUCCUGAAUUCAGCAAGUUAAGAGAGAGGUGAGGUGAGGUCAGUACUUACCAGAGAGGAAAUAGCUGGCCUUGGCUGAGAGAUUUUGAUCAAAAGCAAUGCAGCAGGUGCUUUGAGAGUCAGACAAUGAUGUUGCUAUUGCUCCCGUACUUCACAGUCCAAGGCAGGCAGAAAAGAGGGACUCUUUUCAGCUAGAAAAUGCUCAUCCCUUCUCAGAACAUGUCAACUGUGAAGAAAGAGACUGUGAUACAGCCUCAGAGAGAAGGGCGACUCUGGAUGGUGAUGGGGCAGCUCUGACUGAGGACAAGACCAAUAGUGACUGAGGAUCUAGUCCGUCAGCAAUCAUAGUGCAGCAUCCAGAAUGGAUGUCCUCCUUGUAGCCAUCCUUGCUGUGCCACUCAUCCUGGGACAAAUAUAUGAGGAUGAAGAAGGACUGGAAGAGGAUUAUUAUUAUCAAGUAAUCUAUAAUUACACAGUCACCCCCACUUAUGAUCCAGAUUAUUUUGGUGCAAAUUUCACUGUUGAUUACUCCAUGUUUGAGUUAGAGGACAGACUGAACAGGCUGGAUAAGGAGGUAACGGAAGCAGAGGAGACAACCAUUAUUCAUGAAACAGAACGUGUAGACCAUCAGAGGCCUGUAACAGUGAAAUCAGUGACAGUGGAACCAGUGACAAUGGAACCAGUGACAAUGGAACCAGUGCCAAUGAAACCAGUGACAAUGGAACCAGUGACAAUGAAACCACAGAGUCCAGAUAGGAACCACGCUGUAUCCAGUCUGCAGAGUCCUGUUUCCCUUCUCCUGUCCUGGGCCCUCCUUCAGGAGUGGAUGUAUUUCAUGUAGAAGGAUGAGAAUGCUGUUAUGACUCUUUGGAUGGGGAUUUGGGAAGAGGAAGUUGGAAAAUAAAAUAAAUAAAUGAAAUAAUC
This is a messenger RNA of Myotis myotis, 1092 nucleotides long. RefSeq names its product chromosome unknown C1orf54 homolog (gene CUNH1orf54). The record is from RefSeq and is a predicted model, not a curated record. The transcript has 8 exons. The coding region runs from base 530 to 1009 and encodes 159 amino acids. NCBI's taxonomy places the organism in Eukaryota, Metazoa, Chordata, Mammalia, Chiroptera, Vespertilionidae.